AUCGGAACUUAGCCUGGAAUUCCUGAAUCUUGACCUAACCCUAAUCUUAUGUUUAUGUUAUGAUAUUUUCAUUUUGUCUUGUAUCUCUAACUACAAACUAACAAUAAUGUCCAUAAAUUUAGAUCUGAAACUUAAAAGGGCCGACAAAGUUUAUAGUCAAGAGGAAGUAAUAAGUGGGGUAAUUGAAAUUGUCUCAAAUUCGGACUUCAAGCACGACGGAAUCACUUUAACCGUGGAAGGUUGUGUGAAUUUACAAAUAAGCUCGAAAAAUGUUGGAAUAUUGGAAGCCUUCUACAAUUCUGUUAAACCAAUCCAAAUAAUCAACUUGACCUGUGAAGUUAUAGGCCCCAGCCGCCUACCAUCAGGAACCACAGAAAUUCCUUUUCAAAUACCCCUCAGACCUAAAGCAAACACAGUUUUUUACGAGACAUACCAUGGGGUUUACGUUAAUAUAAGUUAUUCCAUAAGGUGUGACAUGAAAAGAUCAUUUUUAUCAAAAGAUUUGCAGAGAUGUCAACAGUUUUUAAUACAUUACAAGCCAAAUAGUCCUAAUUGCCCUCAAUUGCCUUUAAAAGACAACAGGAAGAGUGUCACUUUUGAGCUGAGCCCAGCCAAAUUAACUUCAGGAGCAGCUGGUGCUCCAGAUUUUUUACUCAAAGGCUACCUGGAAACGGUGUGCUGUAGCAUCACGAAGCCCUUCAAGGGCCAUUUGACUUUAGUCAAGUGCGCGGCCCCCGUCAGGUCAAUCGAACUGCAAUUAGUCAGAGUGGAAACUUGUGGCUGUGCCGAAGGCUACGCUCGUGAAGCCACAGAAAUUCAAAAUUUGCAAAUAGGUGACGGUGAUGUUCCUCAGAAUAUUGCAAUACCUAUUUACAUGGUGUUUCCUAGAUUGUUCACUUGUCCCACGUUGAUUACUACUAAUUUUAAGAUUGAGUUUGAAAUCAAUAUUGUCGUCGUUUUUGAGGAUAAUCAUUUAAUUACAAACAAUUUUCCUAUUAUAUUAGUUAGAGAAUAAGUAAAUAAAACAAUCACAUACA
Messenger RNA from Ceutorhynchus assimilis (cabbage seed weevil), 1037 nucleotides. Lineage: Eukaryota; Metazoa; Arthropoda; Insecta; Coleoptera; Curculionidae. The record is from the annotation of a GenBank genome assembly.